This is a messenger RNA of Saimiri boliviensis boliviensis (Bolivian squirrel monkey), 2035 nucleotides long. RefSeq names its product pyrroline-5-carboxylate reductase 3 (gene PYCR3). The record is from RefSeq and is a predicted model, not a curated record. NCBI's taxonomy places the organism in Eukaryota, Metazoa, Chordata, Mammalia, Primates, Cebidae. Gene Ontology annotation, molecular function: pyrroline-5-carboxylate reductase activity. Gene Ontology annotation, biological process: L-proline biosynthetic process.
UGGGCGGGGCGCGGCGGCGCCCAGUGCGACAAGAUGGCGGCUGCGGGGCUGGCUCCGCGGCGCGUGGGCUUCGUGGGCGCCGGUAGCAUGGCGGGGGCCAUCGCGCAGGGCCUCAUUAGAGCAGGAAAAGUGGAAGCUCAGCACAUACUGGCCAGUGCACCGACAGACAGGAACCUAUGUCACUUCCAAGCUCUGGGUUGCCGGACCACCCACUCCAACCAGGAGGUGCUGCAGAGCUGUCUGCUCGUCAUCUUUGCCACCAAGCCCCACGUCCUGCCGGCUGUGCUGGCCGAGGUGGCUCCCGUGGUCACCGCUGAACACAUCUUAGUGUCUGUGGCUGCUGGGGUCUCUCUGAGCACCCUGGAGGAGCUGCUGCCCCCACACACACGGGUACUGCGUGUCUUGCCCAACCUGCCCUGCAUGGUCCAGGAAGGGGCCAUCGUGAUGACGCGGGGCCGUCACGUGGGCAGCAGCGAGACCAAGCUCCUGCAGCAUCUGCUGGAGGCCUGUGGGCGGUGUGAGGAGGUGCCUGAAGCCUACGUCGACAUCCACACUGGCCUCGGUGGCAGUGGCGUGGCCUUCGUGUGCACAUUCUCCGAGGCGCUGGCCGAGGGCGCCGUCAAGAUGGGCAUGCCCAGUGGCCUGGCCCACCGCAUCGCUGCCCAGACCCUGCUGGGGACAGCCAAGAUGCUGCUGCACGAGGGCCGGCACCCAGCCCAGCUGCGCUCUGACGUGUGCACCCCGGGCGGCACCACCAUCUACGGGCUCCACGCCCUGGAGCAAGGCGGGCUGCGAGCGGCCACCAUGAGCGCUGUGGAGGCUGCCACCUGCCGGGCCAAGGAGCUCAGCAGGAAGUAGGCUGGGCUCUGGCCAUCCUUGCCCGCCUUCCUGCCCCCAUUUCUCCCUGUGCCCCUUCUCCUGAGGACUACGACUGUCCCUCCUGCAGGAGGGUCUCCAACCACUCCUCCCCCUGCACAGGGAAGUGCACGGGGCAGGACUUGAGAGGUUCCAGUAGGUGGGGGAGCCCCCACCUGUGGGGACACUCCUCCCUCCCCCAUGGGCAGAAGGUGCUGUGGUAGUGGCCCUGCCCCCUGCUGCAGUGAGCCUGCCUUGCUGUAAUGUUGGUUCUGAGGGGUCCAAGAGAUGGCGUCUUGGUCAGGUGCCCACAUGGUUGGGCUGUUGGUCAAGGCCAGGAACAGAACUUACAGUAACAGGCACGGCUGGCCCAAUGCCUGGUCAGGAGCCGGGGCCUGCCUUUGGCUUUCCAGGUGGCUCCGUGCAGCUGCAGCUAGGCCAGCUGUCUCAUCUCCGCUCUAGGAGGCACAAGCCAUACGGGGUGUGUAUAAAAGACCCUCUCCCCCACAGUAAAGCCAGGGGCCCUGGCUGGGGUUUUGGGGCCUUUGGGUCAGGAGGGCCUGGGCCAGAUGGCCUCAGCUUCGUCCUGUGCCCCACAAGAUUCACCCUGGCCUCUAGUUCCACACUGGCCCAUGAGUGCAGCAGCUCUCAGCUUCCACCCAGCAAGCUCUGGAGGCGAGGCGGGGAGCACGCCCUCAGCAAGGCUGGGCAGCAGGUUCCACCGUGCCCUCACCCUGUGUGCCUGGGCAGAUCCAUCUCCUAGUGCAAAAUAGGGCUGGGUGCACCUGCACGCUCCGUCCCUCAGGUUCAGCUGCCUCUGGCCGCGGACUUCUGCCCUCCGCCUGCUCUCUCUCACUCCCCUGAGCCUAGCCCAUCUCCAAGCUCCCACCCCUGCCUGCUUCCCAGGGCAGGCUGACUCAGGUGACUGGUCUAAGCCUGGCCCUGGCACUUGUGAGGGUCAGCCUAAGGAGACGGGAAUAAAGAUGCCAGAGAGCACCAAGUGAGCUCGUGUUUCACCAGAGGUGGAUAAAACUAGGUUCCUGGCCGCACGUGGUGGCUCAUGCCUAUAAUCCCAGUACUUUGGAAGGCCAAGGAGGGCAGAUCACAAGGUCCAGAGUUCAAGACUAGCCUGGCCAACACAGUUAAACCUGGUCUAUACUAAAAAUACAAAAAUGGCUGG